AUGCUUUUGGCCUUCCUUUUGUUGCUCCUAGUGGCGGGUCCUUUGGGAGGCGAUAGCCAAGUGCUGGUCACAGGCAUUCGACCGCGUCAAAUAGCCGUGCUGAAGAAUGGCCAAAUUCAGGUAGUCCAACAUCUGGAGACGAGCACAGUGACCGCAGAAUCGGUGAGGCAGCUAUGGAACAAUCGAACUAUUAAUUUGGCCCAACCUCUACGCCGUCCAACUACCGGUGUUUCACCGCUGAAGGAUUAA
Drosophila willistoni is the source of this 249-nucleotide messenger RNA. RefSeq lists its product as uncharacterized. The transcript has a single exon. The record is from RefSeq and is a predicted model, not a curated record. The coding region runs from base 1 to 249 and encodes 82 amino acids. NCBI's taxonomy places the organism in Eukaryota, Metazoa, Arthropoda, Insecta, Diptera, Drosophilidae.